UAUAGAUAGACAGACAAACGAAAGAAAAUCGACACAUUAUCAAGUGGGUCCAACAAUAAAACAAUAAUUGUGUAAUUUAACACAUCCAAAAUAUUUCGCUUUAGUUGAAUUGGCGUCUCUUAGAUAUCAACAUAAGUGAUAACAAAAAGUGGAAGUGAUUAUAGCGCCUCCCAGAUCAUGUUAAAUACCCAUAACUUUAAAAACACGACCUCUUGCAAACUAUGCCCUUUUAUCACAUUUAUUUGUGGACACGACAUGUGCCUUUAACAAAAUCGAACAUCACCAGUCUGCCUUAAAGAGCCAACCAUGUGUUACUCCGGGCCUCCCCUAUUCUCUCCACAACAAACUGCCAAAAACGAAUCUUAAGGUGGACCAAAGAGAUGCACCAGUUGUAUUGUGUAUCUGUGUUAUACAUGGGAUAGGAAAUAGUUAAUUCCCACACAUACGAAUAAUUAUGCAAGGUUUUCCCUGCCUGGUAGUGUUUAUAUUUCUAAACACACUAAUUCUCAGACAGCAUGAAUUAAUUUUAUUAAGUGUGCCUGUCCCUUUUGAAUAACUUUUUCAACAAUUCUCUAAAACAGUAGUAGCUGGAAGUGAAUGGUGUUUUUAUUGGUGUUAUGACAAGUAGGUCUCAUGUUGCCUUGUAUACAAACGAUUUCUGUUGGACUUUCUGUGCCAGCAGUGUCACUCAUGGUCUGACUUUGUGCCAUUCUAAGAAUCUUAAAGUAAUCCUUCAGAAUGAAGGGAUUACUACAACACUCUGUGCUAGAAGGUAGAAGGACCUAUUCUGAAAAGACAGUUUAUCCGUCUAACUUGACUAUAUUUACACAAAUAUCAGCUUUAUUUAGCUUAACUGUUCAUAGAUAAUAAUCAACAAGCAAGUUUACGGUUUACAUAAUAAUGGAGAAAAAUGCUCAUGUGUCUAGAUUUAUGUUUCUCUUUCGUUGGUAUUAAUAUAAUAGGCUGCCAAGAAACCAGCCGGUACAGUAAUUGGGCCGACGUCAGCUUGAGAUGGUAACCGGAAGCAUCCUAACAGUAAGCCCAGUUAGUUGGAACACCCGCAACAUGCUGCACAUUGAAAGGGCUAUCGGAGUUCAGUUAUUGAGAUACCUGUGUACCAGAAUAAGAAAUAGAGGGGUUAUGUAAUCAACAAUUUACUUAAAGGCAGGAUGCAAGGAUCACCAGGCUUCUGAAUUUCCACCUCAACAAUGUUGAACCUGUUUUUGCUCUUCAUUGUUCUGGCUUUGGUACACUCAUCUCUUGGAAACAGUAUCACAUCUCCUACCUCAUUAGGAAAGUUUGACCCUAAAACUUGUGAGUGCAGCAGUAGAAACAAGGCAGGUGCGGAUGACCUGUCUACUGAACUAAUCUCUGUGGAUAGCAGUGAACCUAUGUUGGAGAGAACCACAAAUACAAAUCCUGCUUCAACUAGCAGGAACAACAUCGGUUCAUCUAAUGACGGCGUGGAAACCAUAAACAUGCAAAGGGAUUCAUCCUUGCCAUCUCUCUCACCUAUAUCAAGGGAAGGGGUUGGUGUGAACACUAUUCCAGAAGAUUUUGGAAGUUCUGGUGAACAGAACUCAGAAGAGUCAAGAGUCAUAACAGAUCAGAUCUCUAUGGUGCCUAAUGAGCAAGAUGACAACAGACACGAAACCGCAAAUAUCGACACGCUACAACAACAACGCCGCCUGCCUCUGAUCAAUAAUAAAUCAAUGAAGGAGGAUCCCGACGCUGUCCCGGCUGGUCCGUCUGACUUCAUUAUCGACCAAGACCUAUUGAGUUAUGACGGUCCGUGUGUGCCCAUGCUCGCCUCCUGUGCUGCUUUAGCAGUCUCAAACGGAACUCAUCUGCUCUGGGACGACAUGAGACGGACCCUUGCCUUCGCCUGGGAGCUGCAUGUCUUUGGAUCGGCCAGCCUGUUUGCCUUACUGGCAGGAUUGGCUGUUAUGGGAAUGAUUGGUGCGUCUACACUCGUUCAUCCCCUCUGUGGUCCCCUGACCCUGGCAAAUAGCCUCUUACUGUUGACAGGGACCCAGCGAGCUGUCCUACUUCUGCUUGAUCCUUAUGGGACACGGCAGAUCUUAGCUCGACCUACUCUAGCGGCGUUCCAUAAUCUUCCCCUGCACUUUCUCCUGUGGGCACAGGUGGUCCUUGCUCUGGUAGCACUAAGAGGGGUCAUACUGCGUCAGCUGCCGCAGAAGCUGCAGCGUCCCUGGUUGGUGGGAGUUCUCGCUGUGUUACAUUGUGCCCUGUUGCUCGCAGCUGAUCUUCUUUCCCCGGUGCUGUCCCUGACCUUUCCGUUAUUGCUGCAUACCUUCUCCCUCUGCUGUGCUCUGCCCUCCUGCGUUGAAAUCCUCAGCCAGUCGUUCUCCCGUCUGCAGCUCUCCAUCAGCAAUCCCAAACCCGAGUGGGGAAUGUCCCAACGGAUCGAGAACCAUGCCAGGCGGCUGAUGGUGGUCUGCUCCGUGCUAGGGGUACUGUGCUGCUGCCUUCAGGUGUACACACUGCUCUGGCUCUAUGGAGUUCUGGGGAGCUGGAGGCGUUUCAGCUGGUGCUGGUGGCUCAGUCAGUUCUGGGCCAGAGUCGUGGAGUUAGCGUGGGGAUUUGUGUUGCUCGCACUGGGAUCCUGGAUCUUGUGGACUCCCCAAAAGAGCCGCCUGAGGGGUGAUCACUGGCAGGGUAGACAAGAGUGGUCGAGUGGAUCUGAGAACACAAGCUUUUGGGAUAGAGUCUUUAUUAAGAUUGGGAAUGGCCAGUUUAGACAAUCAGAGAAUACCUGGGUAGAUCUGAUGCCAAAUACCUGGAGCAGUUAUCCUAGUCACAGAUCAGGUUUUAAUAACAGCCCCGUGUGUACGUUUGAUGAGCCGGUGUCUACCAUUAUUCCUAACCACAUGCCUUGCCCUGUCAUAAGUAGUAGCUGUAACUCACAGGCAGUCCUGCAGUCGCAAAGAGAUGUGGAACCUGACUCUUUCCUUUCACUCGUAGAGUUUGAGAUGCGACCCCCAUCUCCUAUCGACCUCGUAGGCAGCAUCGACUAUGCCCUUAGCCAAGGAGAUUUUUCAGUGGGAAGUCUGUUCAAAUCUCGGGCUCACGUGACUGGCAUGGUUGACCCAGAUGUAACUCACGGCCAAGGUACCGCAAUUACACCUAGCCCAGUUCAUGUUGCCUUCAGGGAGACAGUGGAGACAGGUUUUACCUCUGGAUCUCCGGAAAAUGUCCCACACAUGGACAUAAGACCAUCGCCCAAUGCCUACACUGACUACACACCCAACAGAUUCUCAGAAAGUGACGAAACACCGGAAAGAGGGCAACAAAACUCAGAAAUCGAGUCUGAAUGGAUGCAUCAGGACUGGACUGAGGAUGAUAUUAUAGACCUCUAGGCCUCAAAACAUCAGCACUCAAAUUCCUAUUUUUUUGGGGUUUGCUUUUCACCGUAGCCCUAACAGGUUGUAUUUCAAUUAAAACCGUGACAAAGAUGACUUCCUCACACAAAAAACUCAUAAUUAAGUCAAAUAUAUUAUUGCUUGUAAAACUAUAUUUUGAAAAUAUACAUAUACACAUAUACAUUUUUGUAAGAUUUGAAAGUAUUCUCAAUUGUAUAUAUAUAUUUAGAUACAUUCAUCACUUUUGUACUUUGAUAUAUGAAUGCAGCUUCACUUUAUGCGUAGCUUAAUGUAUAAGUAAAUCUGUACACGUGAAAUUGUUGUUUUCUAAUACAAACAUUGUAACUUGAAAUCACAA
Molecule: messenger RNA, 3741 nt
Organism: Gadus morhua (Atlantic cod)
Lineage: Eukaryota; Metazoa; Chordata; Actinopteri; Gadiformes; Gadidae
Product: proline-rich transmembrane protein 3
Exons: 3
Coding region: 1209-3380 (723 amino acids)
Source: RefSeq, a predicted model, not a curated record